Amaranthus tricolor (Joseph's coat) is the source of this 1300-nucleotide messenger RNA. RefSeq names its product iron-sulfur cluster assembly protein 1-like. Bases 456 to 959 code for a protein of 167 amino acids. The record is from RefSeq and is a predicted model, not a curated record. The transcript is spliced from 5 exons. Gene Ontology annotation, cellular component: mitochondrial matrix; cytoplasm. Gene Ontology annotation, biological process: iron-sulfur cluster assembly; intracellular iron ion homeostasis. Lineage: Eukaryota; Viridiplantae; Streptophyta; Magnoliopsida; Caryophyllales; Amaranthaceae. Gene Ontology annotation, molecular function: ferrous iron binding; 2 iron, 2 sulfur cluster binding.
CGAAAAUCUAUUUAGUUCCGAUUAUAUGGGCAACACAAUGACAUGUGCAAAAUUUCUAUCCAUAAACCGACUUACAAGACUCUUUUCCCGUUUCGCAUUUCCCAAUUUCUAAUUUCUUUAUGUACACAAACCCUAGAAACUUUCGAAGGUGAGGUUCUCUCUUGCUGGCCAUUUUCAUUUUGCCCCAGCGUUACGGGUAUUAGUGCUGAACACCGAGUGCUCGCCGCCAUCAACCUUGCUCUCCGCCAGCCUCCUUCUCUGCCAUCAACCGCUAGGCAUCAGACGGUGAGACGUCAUCUUCUUCAAUCUUCAGUUCUUCACACCGUCAUCUUGCUUCUUCUUCACCAUUCACGUUGAGACGUCGACAGGAAUCCAGACCACUGCCAUUCUUCUUCUUCACCGUUUUUAACUGGAAGUACUCGUCUUUUCUCCAUACAUCUAUCUGAUUGACAACAAUGUUGCGUCAAAGCUGUAAGAAGUUAAUCGGUCAAACCCAAUUUCAAUUUCAAGGAUCACUGACUCGUCUUUACCACGAGAGGGUAGUAGACCAUUAUGAUAACCCAAGAAAUGUGGGCUCUUUUGAUAAGAAUGAUCCAGAUGUGGGAACGGGGCUUGUAGGUGCUCCAGCUUGUGGGGAUGUGAUGAAACUUCAGAUUAAAGUUGAUGAUAAAACUGGAAAGAUUGUUGAUGCUCGUUUUAAAACCUUUGGUUGUGGUUCUGCUAUUGCUUCUUCUUCUGUUGCUACCGAGUGGGUGAAAGGGAAACAAAUGGAGGAGGUGCUGACCAUUAAAAACACGGAAAUUGCAAAGCAUUUGUCACUCCCGCCUGUGAAACUGCAUUGCAGUAUGCUUGCCGAGGAUGCAAUCAAAGCAGCUGUUAAAGACUAUGAAAGAAAACGUGUGAAGAAAAACGGUAGCAGCUCGGUAUCUGCAUCUUCCAAUACGGCUGUUGAGCUUUGAAGCAGGAUACAAUCAACUGAUGUGAUGGAAGACUGGGGUUAGCGGAAACUAAUGCUAGUAUUGUGGUUUGGCUCCUUGUACAAACAAAUAAAUUGUUCCACCUGACAUUACUUGUAUGGUUUGGGGAAUGUUGUCUUUGAAAUAGGAUUUUAACCCUCUGUAUUAGUAUGUAUAUUAAAUUUUGCUGGUAUUAACGUUUUGUUUUAUCCUUCUGAUGAUAAUGAAGAAAACAGGUUUGUAUCACCAUUGACCCCUCACAAAUCUUGGUUUUUCCUAGGAUAUUGCUUGUGGACAAAGCUAUGAGAGUAUUGCUUAAUGUGUAAUGUGUUGGCUUAUCAUCC